This is a messenger RNA of Cricetulus griseus (Chinese hamster), 2399 nucleotides long. Lineage: Eukaryota; Metazoa; Chordata; Mammalia; Rodentia; Cricetidae. The record is from RefSeq and is a predicted model, not a curated record.
GUAUCAUUGCCCAAUGCCCAAGAUUUUUUAUGUUCAGUUGACUGUAGGAAAUAAUGAAUUCUUUGGUGAAGGGAAGACUCGACAAGCUGCCAGACACAAUGCUGCAAUGAAAGCCCUUCAAGCUCUGCAGAAUGAACCUAUUCCAGAAAAGUCUCCCCAGAAUGGUGAAUCAGGGAAAGAAAUGGAUGAUGACAAAGAUGCAAAUAAAUCUGAAAUAAGCUUAGUGUUUGAAAUUGCUCUGAAGAGAAAUAUGCCUGUCAGUUUUGAGGUUAUUAAAGAGAGCGGACCACCACAUAUGAAGAGUUUUGUUACCCGGGUGUCAGUGGGAGAAUUUUCUGCAGAAGGAGAAGGAAAUAGCAAAAAACUGUCCAAGAAGCGUGCGGCAACCACUGUUUUACAGGAGCUUAAAAAACUUCCACCUCUUCCUGUGGUAGAAAAGCCAAAACUAUUUUUUAAAAAACGCCCUAAAAUUAUUUUUUAGGCUGGACCUGAAUAUGGUCAAGGAAUGAAUCCCAUCAGCCGCCUAGCCCAAAUCCAACAGGCCAGGAAGGAAAAGGAGCCUGAUUACGUCUUACUUUCAGAACGAGGAAUGCCUCGACGUCGAGAGUUUGUCAUGCAGGUGAAGGUGGGCAAUGAAGUUGCUACUGGAACAGGACCUAAUAAAAAGAUAGCGAAAAAGAAUGCUGCAGAAGCAAUGCUGUUACAGCUUGGUUAUAAAGCGUCCUCUAACCUUCAGGAUCAGCUCGACAAGACAGGGGAAAACAAAGGAUGGAGUGGUCCAAAGGCUGGAUUUUCUGAACCAACAAAUAACACUCCAAAAGGAAUUCUUCAUCUUUCUCCUGAUGUUUAUCAAGAGAUGGAAGCCAGCCGCCACAGAGUGACCUCUGGCACGACUCUAGGCUACUUGUCACCCAAAGAUAUGAACCAACCUUCAAGUUCUUUCUUCAGUAUGUCUCCCUCAUCGACUAGUUCAGCCACAGUUGCCAGGGAACUCCUUAUGAAUGGAACAUCUCCUACAGCUGAAGCCAUAGGUUUAAAAGGAAGUUCUCCUACUCCCCCUUGUUCUCCAGUACAGCCUUCAAAACAACUGGAAUAUUUAGCAAGGAUUCAAGGCUUUCAGGUAUGAUUGAAAAGAAAAAACAAAAAGAGAAAGUACAACAACCCAUCAGUCCCAAAUCCUCCAUUUCUGUCCAUCAGAAGACUCAUUCUUGCCUGCUUAUGUGGCUUCCAUGCCAUUUACAUUGUAAAUUAUUAGGAACACAGAAGACAGAAAAGAGAGCUGUAGCACAUGCCUUGUUUUCUCUCACUUCUGUCCUGUAAUUCUGAUGCUACCUGGCUCUCUUCCGUAUUCAUAUUCAUGGUCACAUUUACACUCUCACUCUCUCCCUUUCACUCACUUUCUCUUUUCCUUCUCUCCCUCUCCCCCAUUCCCUCCAUCUCUGCCUUCCCCCUCUGUCCUGUCUUCCUGUUGGUCUUGAUUGGGUGCAUCUGUUUUCCACAAAUGAAAUUCUGCCUUGAGACAUUUGAUGUUAGUGUUUUACAUCACUUUCCCUCUUUUUACAAUUAUGUUGAGUUUUUCUGCUGAUGAUUGGAUUUAAUAGCAGUUUUGAAUUUGCCAUCUGCAGUUAGAGUAAUGCAGGUACAUUUGUAAGGUUCAUCAUCCUUGAAGCCUGUUUCCUUAGGAUUCAUUAAACAUGGCACUAACAGUAACGGAAUGCUUUCUAGUUGUUUGAGAUAUAAUAAUGAGAAUCUGUUGUACUGGAUCACAUGCAGAGCCAGGGAGGUGGAGAAGCAUCUACCUCUGGUGAUACAACAGCUGUCUUGUGGUGUUCUCAAACCAGCAUACAGCUGAAUUGUGUGUAUGGAUUUGAGAAUGAAGCUUUUUCCCUAUUUAUUCUUUUGUCUCCUUUGGAAGGAAAAAUACCCUACAAAACCAACACUCCUUUCUAUAUAUAAGAGCUUUUAAAAGAAUUGAUAACUGUAGGAAGGAAAGUUCAUGUGUGCUGACUGGUAGUUGCCUUGAAAGAUGUGCUCUGAAAUGUAACUGCCAAUCGACAGAUGGAACUGCAGCUUGCCUUCGUGUAGAAAGACAUGGCUCCCUACAUACAUUUCACUGUUUCACCCCUCUCCAUCUUAGUCUUCCCCCUGAAGACCAAAACCUGUAAUUUCCCAUAGAAAUGUUCUAGAAGAUCUGUAUUGUAUAGAAUGAUCAUGUAUUAUAAACGUUUCAUGGGGUCAGUUAUACAAUGAGAAAGAAGAUCAUGUGUUGGGAGUAUUUUGCAUGUUUGGUUUGGUUUUCUUACUUUACAGAUCCCUUCUGCUUCUUUAAACUCUAUUGCCAGGUAGUUGCUAGUGUUUUUAAAUCAGACUAUUAAUAUGAAGUUGAAGAAGAUGUUACC